CCUGAUCUCGAGCAAUCUGCCCGCCUCAGCCUCCCAGAGUGCUAGGAUUACAGGCGUGAGCCACCGUGCCCAGCCAGCAUGGGAAGUCAUUUCCUGGGAAAUGGAUCCCAUUCUAUCUGCUGCCUCUGCCCUGUUCCUGAAGCCUCAUUUAGUAGGGCAGUCCCCUCUAAGGCUGUCCUACAUCCAAUGUUCUAGCCAGGCCAAGUGUGUGAGACAGGUAAGUCCAUUUUCCCCCUCAGGUCUUCAGUUGGUUACUUAACCACUGUUGUCCUCAAUCGCCUGUUUUGUAAAACAGAGGUCUAGUUUAGUUUUGUCUUUUUCUUUUUUUAAACACCCACAAAUAUUUGCAUUCAACCAGGGGAAAAAGGGUCAGAGGUCUGGCCAGCUGCCCCAUUCCUUUAAUGUUCCUUUAACGUUGCAGGGCCUGCCCCUAGAUACAGACCCUCCUCUUUGGGCCUCGUGAGCUUCUUUGCUUAUAUUUACCCCAAGUUUGACACAUUCCAUCUUGUGCCGCUUUGCCCCUUCAAGAUGCCAUUUGGAGGGUAGGGGAUCUGCUUCCCACUGUGACUGUGCUAUGGGAUUCUGACUACCUUGCUUACAGAUUCAUGGUUUGAUAAAUUUGUUGUAUUCAAAAACUUGAAAUGUAGGACGCCAUUAAGUGUCUGUUUAUAUUUUUGGAAUAUUUGUAUUACUUACAAUUAAUUAAUAAAAGUGGGUUUAAAAAACCUAUCCAGGAAUGAGAACUGCCUCCUGACUGUGCUGUUGUUCACUCGGGCACUUGGUGGGCACCACCCUUCUACUUUGGUCAGAUGAAGCCAUCGAACCCAGGCUGAGCAAGCUGUUGCACUCAGCUGGGGCACCAGCUGCAGAUUUGGCACCAGGCUUCUGCUCAAGGUUACACAAGUCUGGCUGUGUUCAACUCCAUUGCCAUCCAGGUAUUGCCAUCCAGGUGCUUAACAAGCAUAUGCUUGGUGUCCUAUUGACUUCUGGGCAUGAACUAGAAGCCCUAAGGGAAUUGGAGUCUUGAUUCUUCUGUGCCCCUCACUGAUUCUCCCAAACCAAGAACCCUGAAAUUCAGAGCCCAGCAUGGUUCUUGGCACAUAGUAGGCACUCAAAUAUUGAUUGGAUUGAUGUAUGACUAGUGGAGACCUCCAAUAAGCAAAACAGCAUGGCCUAAUAACUCUCCUGGCCCCUCUCCCAGACUUCCCCUCCCUCUGAGAAAUGCCCAGAAGCUUCUCAGAGAGGCUCUUGCAACCUGGACAUCCUAGGCACUCGGGGCUGCUCCAGCCUCUGCCUCCUGUCAUCAGUGUAAUGCAUCCAUAUCUACAAUAUGGCAAAUUUCAUAUCCUCCCACCCUCUUUCCUACAUUAUUGAUGGGCUGUGUACUUUUUAAAAAUCAAUUAGAUCAGGGCGUGGCACUGAAGUUAAAAGAGAAAAGAAGCCUUUAAAAGUCUGCUCUUGUUUUUGCUGUUUUGAAUAGGAACAGAUAAAGCUUUCCCUCUGGUUUGAAUAAGUCAAGCCCAGUGCGAGGGUGGCUGUGAUUGGCCAGGACUAGGAAAAUGCAGUUAAGAUGCAAACACAAGCAAAUAUAAUGCGGUGUCUGUACAGCCAUCACUAAGCUACGGCCGCAGGACCUGGAGCCUCCACUUUGGGGUGUUCUCGCAUACUGCUGCUGCUUCCUCACCAGGAAAAUUGGGAAGACUGGUGAGCAAGAAGGCAAGGUAAGGUCUCUGGUUUAGGGGGGUAUGUCAGUUGUUCAUUCUUACUGAAUGAAGAAAUGAAAGGAACAGAAGCUUGCAAUUCUCUUGGCUUUGUCUUCUGGGAUGAGGCUUUUAAAGGGUUGAACGAGGAAUCUGAACAGUUUCCAAACUUUCUGUUGAGAAGUAGAGAGAUUCUUCUUAGAGACAACUCAACAGAUAGGGCACAUUUUCAAAAGCUGGAAAAGAUAGAGCAGACCCCUUUCGCCUAUCUCUCCUUAAAGAUUAGGUGCAGGGCAAGGCAGAAGUUAAAACCAGCUCCUUCUGCUUGGCGUCCAUUUGUAAGGGCAUCUCUGUGAGAAUUAAAGGCCACUGGCUUUUACCUUGGAAUUUCAAAAGUGACCCACUCUAAGGGAUUCUGCAGUCCUCCCAAAGGAUACUGAAUAAAUUAGGACUUAGGGAUGAGAGAGAGAGAACCUGCUUUGGGGGACUUUGAUAUCAGAAUUAAGUUUUCUGGGUGUUCCAGUGUGGCAGGAAGGGACAUAUCUUCUGCAUUUGGGGUCCCUGGCUCAGUGAGCUUUCUCAAUUCCUGUGUUCCUGCUGGGAAAUAGGACAGCUUUCAGCCUCUGAGACUCACAGUCUUAAUUAAUGCCAGUUGGUUUGGCUUUUCCCAGGUUGACACUUCUACUAAUCUACCUCUAAGAAAUGAAUUCACUGGGCCUUGUCCCCUUCCCCUAGUUUAGCCAUGGCAUUUGCUUUUAACGACUGAAAUUUAGGGUCUGAAGAAAAACGGAACAAACAUUUCCUGGCAAUACUGAGCAGCAAAGGGUGGGGCAGUGCAAGUUAUCAAAUUAAAUCCUCAAACACUGGCCGCUCCCCGUCACUGCCCUGCUUUAGCCCUGCUAUAGCAGGAGACAAAGAGAAUUUGCUUUUUUGCCAAAGUCCAUACUAGAUAAUGGCCCAUUCUCCAAACCUGGCUUCAUCCAUCAAGGCUCAAGAAAAGAACGGUCAGACAUGCUCCUCUUAACAAGCACAAUAUGACCCCAAAUAGCAAAAAUCCAUUCAGUCCUUUCUGGGUGAUUUUUUUUUUUUUUUUUUUUUUACAUCCCUGUAAACCCAUCAAUCCCAUCCUUUUUCAUUUGCCUCUUGGGAGAAAUUAAUUCAGCAUUCAUUAGUUAUUCAUAUCAUCAGAUUGUAAGCUCCUUGAGAGCAGGAACCAGGCAGGCAUUUUAAUUAUAUGAAGCCUCUACAUGACCUUGGGUGUGUGUACAUGUUUAAUAACCCCAGUACUUGCCUUGAAUGCAGAUGGUGCACGAUCCACACGGACUUCUCAUUGCCACUUCUUCCCUCUCCCCACACUGCCUUUCUCAGUCCCGAAGGAACUGGAGACCUCUGAGUUCUCUGAAAGCGACUCAUCCACAGACGAGCUUGAGUCAGCUAGGAGUCCUGGGAAGACAAGCACCAUGUCUCUGAGCAGCGCCUUCAGGGCUGUGGGCAACGACCCUGGGAUCAUCACCUGGAGAAUCGAGAAAAUGGAGCUGGCACUGGUGCCCCUGAGCAGCCACGGCAACUUCUAUGAGGGGGACUGCUACGUCAUCCUCUCGACCCGGAGAGUGGGCAGCAGCCUCUCCCAGGACAUCCACUUCUGGAUCGGGAAGGACUCCUCCCAGGAUGAGCAGACCUGUGCGGCCAUCUACACCACCCAGCUGGACGACUACCUGGGAGGCAGCCCCGUGCAGCACCGAGAGGUCCAGUACCAUGAGUCUGACACCUUCCGAGGCUACUUUAAGCAAGGCAUCAUCUACAAGAAGGGGGGUGUGGCCUCUGGAAUGAAGCACGUGGAGACCAACACCUACGAUGUGAAGCGACUGCUACAUGUGAAGGGGAGGAGAAACAUCAGGGCUACUGAGGUGGAAAUGAGCUGGGACAGUUUCAACCGCGGUGAUGUCUUCUUGCUGGACCUUGGGAAGGUCAUCAUUCAGUGGAACGGCAGGGAGAGCACCAGCGGGGAGCGCCUGAAGGCUAUGCUUCUGGCAAAGGACAUUCGAGACAGGGAGCGAGGGGGCCGUGCUGAAAUAGGAGUGAUCGAGGGCGACAAGGAGGCAGAGAGCCCCGGGCUGAUGAAAGUCCUUCAGGAUACCCUUGGCCGACGUUCCAUCAUCAAGCCUGCAGUCCCUGAUGAGAUCAUAGAUCAACAGCAGAAAUCAAAUGUCACGUUGUAUCAUGUCUCAGACUCAGGUGGGCAGCUGGCAGUCACAGAGGUAGCGAAGAGGCCUCUCGUCCAGGACUUACUGAGCCAUGAUGACUGCUACAUACUGGACCAAAAUGGAACCAAGAUCUACGUAUGGAAAGGAAAAGGAGCCACGAAGGUUGAGAAGCAGGCGGCCAUGUCUAAAGCCCUGGGCUUCAUCAAGAGUAAGGGUUACCCCAGCGGCACCAAUGUGGAGACCGUCAAUGAUGGUGCUGAGUCAGCCAUGUUCAAGCAGCUGUUCCAGAAGUGGUCAGUGAAGGACCAGACUGUGGGCCUGGGGAAAACAUUCAGCACUGGCAGAAUCGGUGAGAUUACCCCCAGAUCGUCCUCUCAAUGCUGGGACUCUCUACAAAGGCAGGUACAGAUGCUUCUCACUUACUUGGCUUUUCCCAACCCCCUCCCUGCAGCUACAGUUUUCCAGGAUAAGUUUGAUGUGACACUAUUGCACACCAAGCCAGAGGUAGCUGCCCAGGAAAGAAUGGUCGAUGAUGGCAAUGGAAAAGUUGAGGUCUGGAGAAUUGAGAACCUGGAGCUGGUCCCUGUGGAACAUCAGUGGUAUGGCUUCUUCUAUGGCGGAGACUGCUAUCUGGUUCUUUACACAUACGAGGUGAACAGGAAGCCACAUUACAUCUUGUACAUCUGGCAGGUAGGCCUGGCACAGACUCUCAGCUUUGGGUUCUGGUGCUGCUUCUUCCCACUGGGCCAGGAUGGGGAAGCAGGGUCCAUCACUCCCCUCUCAACACUGCAGGGCCGCCACACCUCCCAGGAUGAGCUGGCAGCCUCAGCAUACCAGGCAGUGGAGGUAGAUCGGCAGUUUGAUGGGGCCGCUGUGCAGGUUCGAGUCAGCAUGGGGAAGGAGCCACGCCAUUUCAUGGCCAUCUUCAAGGGGAAGCUAGUUAUCUUUGAGGGUGGGACUUCCAGGAAGGGAACUGCCGAGCCUGACCCUCCAGUAAGACUUUUCCAGAUUCAAGGAAAUGACAAAUCUAACACCAAAGCAGUGGAGGUUUCAGCCUUUGCCUCCUCCCUAAAUUCCAAUGACGUCUUUCUACUGAAAACUCAGGCGGAGCACUACCUGUGGUAUGGCAAGGGGUCUAGCGGGGACGAGCGGGCAAUGGCUAAGGAACUGGCCGGAUUUCUCUGUGACGGCACCGAGAACACUGUGGCCGAGGGCCAGGAGCCAGCCGAGUUCUGGGACCUAUUGGGAGGGAAAACUCCCUAUGCCAAUGAUAAAAGAUUACAGCAGGAAAUCCUGGAUGUCCAGUCUCGUCUCUUUGAAUGUUCCAAUAAGACUGGCCGGUUCAUUGUCACUGAAAUCACAGACUUCACUCAGGAUGACCUGAACCCAAGUGAUGUGAUGCUCCUAGAUACCUGGGACCAAGUGUUCUUGUGGAUUGGGGCUGAGGCUAAUGCCACAGAGAAGGAGAGGGCCCUUGCUACAGCCCAGGAGUACCUGCACACUCACCCCAGCGGCAGAGACACUGACACACCAAUCCUGAUCAUUACACAGGGGUUUGAGCCCCCCACCUUCACAGGCUGGUUCCUGGCUUGGGACUCUCACAUUUGGAGCGCAGGAAAAUCAUAUGAACAAUUAAAAGAAGAGCUUGGAGAUACUGCUGCUAUCAUGCGGAUCACUGCUGACAUGAAGAACACCACCCUCUCCCUGAAUUCUGACAGUGAGUCAAAAUAUUACCCCAUAGAAAUUCUGCUGAAAAACCAGAAUCAGGAGCUGCCUGAGGAUGUGAACCCUGCUAAAAAGGAGAAUUACCUCUCUGAACAGGACUUUGUGUCUGUGUUUGGCAUCACAAGAGGGCAAUUUGCUGCUCUGCCUGGCUGGAAACAGCUCCAACUGAAGAAAGAAAAGGGGCUUUUCUAAGGCAAGAAGAUAUAUGCCUACUGCAAGACUACAUAAGAGAGGAGAUAGUGCCAAUAUCAGAAAAGAGUUUACCUACCAACUUCUGCCUGAUAUUCAGCUACUUAAUUUAGAUACAAUAAUCUGCAAAUUAUAGCAUGUUCUCCAUUUUUUUCUCAUCCUUGCAUUUCUUGGUUGUUACAUGCCUAAAAUGUUAAUUACUCACUUUUUGGGUCUUGUGGCCUUCUAGCUAAAGCCUCAGGAGAAAGCACUACAACUGCAUGAUGUCUAAAGAAAGGUAACCAAAAAACUAAGCUUAAAUUUAAUACUGUGCCAGGACCUACAUUUGUUUUAAA
Messenger RNA from Microcebus murinus (gray mouse lemur), 6153 nucleotides. Lineage: Eukaryota; Metazoa; Chordata; Mammalia; Primates; Cheirogaleidae. The record is from RefSeq and is a predicted model, not a curated record.